Messenger RNA from Anopheles bellator, 4378 nucleotides. Its product is annotated as RRP12-like protein. The record is from RefSeq and is a predicted model, not a curated record. The coding region runs from base 47 to 4258 and encodes 1403 amino acids. Lineage: Eukaryota; Metazoa; Arthropoda; Insecta; Diptera; Culicidae. The transcript is spliced from 8 exons.
UUGGCGAAUUAAACUAAAGUGUUUGUGCCAGUGCUUCGUCCCGAAAAUGAGUAAAUUUCGAUCGAAACUAAAGAAGAAAGUUGGUGGAAAACGAUGGAGGCGCGGCACGGCAUCUUCCACCAACCCGGAGAUAAACAAGCAUCGCACCAAGGCAAAGAGCCGGUUCUUUCAGAGCAACCUCAGUCUUGUGCCGUUGCCGCCGGUCGCCGAUAAGAAGCACAAUCUUACGCUGGAGGCCGUUCUGAAGCACGAUGCAAUUCAGUCGUACGCGGAAGGAAGCAAGAAAAAAGUGCCCACAGUGAACGAUAUCGCGGCCAGCAUGAAGUCAUUCAGUAUGAAAGAUGGCGACGACGAAAUGAUGUCCGAAUCGCAACACGGAACCUUCAAGACGUUCCAAACGUUCGCCUCAAACUGGAGUGCAUGCUCGAACAUGAGCUUCAAAAAAUUGCUGACUAACUUUCGGGCCGACUCACAGUUGCAGAAGGACAUGUUGGCGAUAUUGGCCGCACUGACGGAAGUGAUCAAGGAGAACGGUGGAUCAGAAAGCAGCACCGAGUAUUUUCUUGCUCUGAUGGAGACAAUCGAAGCGGCCAAAGAAACGAACGAUUCCGUUGCGGCCGUUUCGCUGCUUGCGAUGGGCAUAAAAUCAGUCCCAGAAGCGGUCCUGCGCCGCAAGUUUUCCGAAACGGCUCAAACGUUGCUUGCUCUGCUCGAGAGGCACAGUGAAACGGAUAACCAGACCAUGGUACGGAAUCUGAUCGGCUGUUUGUCGGUGUUGCUACGGUCCCAAGAGUACGGUCAGUGGAAGCUGUCUUCCACGUUGAAGUUCUUCGACGCUGUGCUGGCUUUCACGACACACACGAAACCAAAGGUACGAAAGGCGGCCCAACACGCUGUGGUGGCCAUCAUUCACGGUAGUUGCUUCAUGUUGCCUCCGAAAACACUGGAAGACGCGGAUGGCCUAGAGAAACCAACCGUUGAGUUGCAGAAGCCCGCAGUACUACAGAAAGCACCGGUAAAACAUCACCCGGCCGGUGGGCGUGUUGCACGUUUCUGCAUCGCCCACUUUAAACCGGAAAACAUUGCCAACAACCAGACGGUGAUACUGCACACGCUCGGUCUGCUGCAUAACGCUCUGCCCGGUUUCAAUCGCGAAGACAUCAAACUGGUAGCGGAAAAUCUCCUGUCGAUCAUGACCGCUACCAACGUGCUGAUCCGCACAAAUUGCUUCCAAACCUUCCAUUCGCUAUUCAGUUCGAAGACGGAAAACUUGACACCGGUAUUGGCUGGCAAACUAAUCUCCGCCUUGUACGAUUACCGACCGGACCGUUCGGAUUCGCGGCAAAUCAUCGCGUGGCUGACGGUCCUGAAGGAGGGUCACCUGUUUCUGGCCCGCUACGAUCUUUGUUUAUGCAGCAGCUCGUUGCCGAAGUUUGCGCAGAUUUGCACGCAAGACUUCUGGGCCAGCGAACGGUUGGACGUUGUAUCGGCUGCUUCGAACGCAUUAAAGGACAUACUGUACGAGUGCGUUCAGCCGUGCUGCGAGAAUGAAGCUGAGGUGGAAAAGCAUCGAGCUGCCAUCGAGAAGGUGCUGCGGUACUUGACCGACGUCUUGUGUAGCGCACCCUUCGGUCACGCAGCAACGCACGUGCUCGUCAUACUGGCGAUUGCGUUCGACGUUGCGGGGAGAUUUUUCGGUGAAGCAUUGGCCCCUGCGCUCACCACGCUUGGCACACGCUACGAUGCACAAUCGUCGAACCGUAUUCAGAUCGAACACGCCGUUCUGCAGGCGAUCGGUUCGAUGGAUGCGGUGCUCGUGUUGCAGUGCAUACCACUGGCCAGUCCCGAUGGUAAGAUUGAUCUCGAACGCACCUGGAUGCUACCGCUGCUGCGUGAAGGAUUGCAACAGGCCAGCUUCGAACUGUUUAACGGUGUGAUUCUCAAACUCGCCUAUCAGUGCUACGUGAUGUGGGGCAAGCUGAAGGAGAGCGAAAACAAGAGCCAGGCGCACAUCUUCGAAUUGCUGUGCUGUCAGCUUUGGGGCCUCUUUCCCGGCUUCUGCCGCAGGCCAAAAGAUGUCGACAAUUUUCGGCUGAUCGCCAAAACGCUCGGCACGGUGCUGAACGAUAAUCCCGAUCUGCGCUCUCCAGUGCUAGACGGGUUGAAGGAACUGAUCGGCCAUCUCCAAACGCCAGAGGACCGUGAUGCUGUGGGUCGUUUCGCGAAAAAUUUCCUUCCUCGAUUGUUCAACAUUUACACCACGAAACCGAAGGGUAGUUACGAAAACGAGGUCCGCCAGACGGCGUUCGAAGCCAUCCAGGCGUACUUAAGCAUCACGCCGCGCCCGGUGUUGGAUGAAAUGUUUGGCACGGCACUUCAGCAGUUGCAGGAGAAAGCUCCCGGUACUUUCCUGUACGAUACGCUAUUUGACAUCGUCGAACAGAUGGCCCUCUACCAAACGCACGAAAAACUGGAUGAAAUAUACGCCCGGUACAUAACGGUCAUUUUGAAGCGCGAGAAAAAGCAGCAAACGGUGGCCAAGACGAACGCCAACGUGCGACGUCAGAUGAAGAAAGCAUUGAAGUUGCUGCGCGAGAUUCUGGCCUCAGAGAACGAGGGUUGCGUGGCGUUCGUGGAGACAAAGCUGGGCAACAUCGAGAAGCUGCUCCUGGGAACGCUACAUCUCAGCUUUGAGGGCAUCCAGGCACCACGCUUGGCUUGCUUGAAGUUAUUGUUGGAAAAACAACCGGAAGUGCAGCUAAACUGUAAGCUCGUAACACGCACCGUACCGGAAGCGGUCGCUACGUUCCAUGUGGAAGCAGUCAAAAAGGACAACGUGGCCGUGGAUUUGUUGGAAAACAUUGGCCAACGGUUCGAUGAAAAGCGAAAGAUCAACGAAUUUAUCGAUCUCGUUAUUGCGGGUUUCGCGGGAGACAGCCAGCUGAUUACCAACACGAUCUUGGUGCUGCGCAACACACUGCAGCAGUUUACCGGCACGUUGUCGAUCGAUUCGAUCAAGUUUAUGCUCGAACAGGUGCUCACAUUUCUCGUCGGUAGCAACCGAGCGGAGGUCGAUGCCGCUCUGCACUUCCUGCUGCACUACAUCAAAUCGCUUCCGAUUCCACUGGUCAGCAACUAUCUUUCACUGAUCGUUAAGGCACUUUCGAUGAUGAUGCCGGAUACGAAACGCCACUCGCGUUUGCUGGUCGGCUACAUUUACAAAAAGCUUUGCAAACGCUUCGGUGCAUCGGAGAUAAUCGAACUGGUGCCGGGCAAUGACGAGACGACGCAUAAGCGAUUGAAGAAGAUACGCAAGGACAUGGCUCGGGCAAAACGCAACAGGGACAUACAGGAGAAGGCGGACCGGGAGGACCAAGACGAUGAGCAGGAACCGUACUUUGUUACCCAUCUGCAGAAGAAGAGCUUAACGAUCGAUGACAUUUUGGAAGAUUCCGACUCGGACUCAGAUUCGGGUGUGGAAGAUGAAAAGAGGAGCCGUCAAAAGACGAAGAAGAUGGACACGUUCAUCAAGGAGUCGUCGGAUAACAUUGUCGAUUUGGCCGAUUUGGAUGCAAUCGGUAAAAUAACAACAAGCGAACCAAUGGAGGUAACCAGCGCGGAUGCCGAACGUACGGUUCGUACAAGUGGCAAACAAAAGAAGGAUCCGAACCGUGGUUUUAAAACAGCUUCCGACGGUCGGUUGAUUAUCGAGGACAUCGAGGAUUAUUCGGAUUCGGACGAGGAUCCGGAUGAGGCCGUUGGAUACGUGGAUAAGGCGAAGAAACGCGUGUACGAUCAGGACAGUGGUGAUGAUAGUGAGACCGGCGGCGAGUUGCCCGAAGCCGAAGAGGAAGAUGGACCAUCCUCGCGGAAGCGCAAGGCCAUCGACGCGCUAAGCGCACGAUCCGGAAUGAGCGGAACGAGCAGUCGGUAUGUUGCCGGCGGUAAGGGUAUCCAUCGACCAUUGGCCUCCUCCGUCAAGUCGGGCCAUACUAGCCGAUCCACCAAAUCCGCGCAUACGGCCAAAUCGAAUGCUACAACGGGCACCGAGUACCGCGCGAAGAAGGCUUCCGGCGAUAUGCUGAAGAAGGGACAACACGAACCCUACGCAUACGUCCCACUCAGCCGUAAUUCACUCAAUCGAAGAAAACGGGCGAAGAACGCUGGCCAGUUUAAAAGCAUUGCUCGCGGCGCACGGAAAGGAGCUGCGGCCGGAUCAAAGAAGCGUCUGCUGAAGGCAGGAUCGAAGCGCAAGUAGAGACAGCUUGCAAUUUGAAUGCCCUUGUCUUAGGAUACUGAGACGGCGCAAAGGUUCUGCGAUGUAUUGUGUUUUUGUCCAAUAAAAAGCCCAAUUACUGAAUUGUGGGUUAAAACUGAA